Molecule: messenger RNA, 1024 nt
Organism: Gossypium arboreum
Lineage: Eukaryota; Viridiplantae; Streptophyta; Magnoliopsida; Malvales; Malvaceae
Exons: 1
Coding region: 113-697 (194 amino acids)
Source: RefSeq, a predicted model, not a curated record
GUGGACACCUCAUAGUAACCACACACUUGGCAAUGUGGAACCUAGAUGCCAUCCAAAUAAGCCUCAGCAAUAAGGUCCCAAGCUCUACAAUUAAGUUCCCGGAGGAAAAAAAAUGAAGACCUCUACGCUCACACACCAAAUCUACGCCUCCGGCUCCAAGCCAUACCAACCUCACCCCAAAGUCUCCACUAUUUUUCACCCCCUUCAACCACCCAUCACAUCUAUCACAUUCAACGCUUUCAACCCUCGUCUCAAGUUAAAACCCGGGACGCCGCCUAAAACCACUGCGAUAGACAAGCCAGUACUAAUUCCACAAACAGAAUGUCAAGUAACCCCCGAAAGGGAGCUUACUCAAGUUUCUUCAAGUGGGUUUUCACGGUUUGUGGUAGUAGGAGCUGUUUCUAUGGGUUUGGCAUUGCUCCUAAUGGAAGCGGAUGUCCAAAAGGCUUUGGCGUUGGGUCCUGAAGGGCCAUUAAUGGAGGAGUUUUGGGAGAAUGUGAGGAGAUACGCACUUUAUGCGCUUACGGUCAGUACUGGGGCUAUAUACACUAUCUUCCAGCCUAUACUGGAGUUGUUGAAGAACCCCAUCUCUGCAAUUCUUAUAUUGGUGAUUAUGGGUGGCAGUCUCUAUAUCGUUUCCCAAAUACUUUCCGCCAUGUUUGGAGUAACCGAUUUUACUUACACUUAUGGAUAUUAGUUUUUUGACAGUUUUCGGCUUAUUUGGUAUUUGCUUCUCUAUACUUUACAAACCUUUUGCGGUUCCAUUUUGUGCUUGUUCCACUAGCAGAACUUUAUUUUAUCUUAUCGAGUUCGUCUUAUCUUCAAUGCCUGAAUUUUUUUUUCUUUUUAGAUUGAAUUAAUUCCAUCUUACUUGGAAAUUGGAUGGGUAUGCCUGGUCCUGGUCCAAGCUAGGAUAGCCCUGGGCCUGUAUGGUCUACCACUAACGUGUACCUUUAUAGCUCGUUUUGCUCUUUAUAUCGUGUGUAAAAAAAGCCCAGCUUUGAUGGAAAGUUGGUUUGGAGAA